AUGUCGGCCAAUCCACCGAUUCUCACCAUCCCGCGGCAGCGCCCGGAGCCGGAGGAGCAUAUUCACCGGUACCUUGACUCGAUCCACCAGCACCAGCCCGAGCACAUCGUCGAGGGCCACAGACAGUUCAGAAAGGAGGAAGAGAACGGAUUCUCGGAAGUUGCGAGCUAUUGGGCGCGAGGGGACAGCAGCAGUCAGGGGAAGUUUAGCGAGGAGGUGAUGGGUAGAAGAGGGAGGGCGGGAUCUUCGCCACCCAGAAUGGGCCCCUCAAGGGGAGUAGAGAGGCACACGAGGGAGCUAAGGACGUAUGCCUCUGUACCUGCGCCCAUUGAGCCGCCGGUCAGGAGGAGUAUGGGCGUCCGAAAGGCAUUGGAUGAGCGGUUCGAGGGAAACCUGGAGAUAGCUGAGCGCUGGGAGCAACGCACCGCUCGCAGACGAGAGAAAGCUGCUAUUCGCCGGCCGCACCCGCCUUCCCCUCCCCCACCACUGACGACCCAGCUCAAACGGCUCGCCUCGAAUCAAGGAGGGUCAGAAUGGUCCGGAUCUCAAUCCCAAGAGAUGCUGCCUCCGAAGAGAAGGGGCCAGAGGGAUGGUAUGGACGUGAUCAGGCACUUCGAAGCGAGUAACGUGGCGGUGAAGAGGUUGACCAUGCGUCCUGAGAAGACCAAAGGCUUCCUCGGUCGGGGCGUGGCUUCAGCGCCGGCGAGACCAACCAAGCGAAGGAUCACCUCUUAUGAUGAUCAAGGCGAGUUUUCCUAUUCUGACCGCUAA
This is a messenger RNA of Dioszegia hungarica, 771 nucleotides long. RefSeq lists its product as uncharacterized. The transcript is spliced from 3 exons. The record is from RefSeq and is a predicted model, not a curated record. Lineage: Eukaryota; Fungi; Basidiomycota; Tremellomycetes; Tremellales; Bulleribasidiaceae. Bases 1 to 771 code for a protein of 256 amino acids.